Messenger RNA from Phyllostomus hastatus (greater spear-nosed bat), 3213 nucleotides. It is a transcript of the gene STRIP1, whose product is annotated as striatin interacting protein 1. Lineage: Eukaryota; Metazoa; Chordata; Mammalia; Chiroptera; Phyllostomidae. Gene Ontology annotation, biological process: cytoskeleton organization. Bases 27 to 2540 code for a protein of 837 amino acids. Gene Ontology annotation, cellular component: cytosol. The record is from RefSeq and is a predicted model, not a curated record. The transcript has 21 exons.
UGAGCCGGGGGUGUGGAAGAGCCAAGAUGGAGCCGGCAGCCGGCGGUCCGGGCCCGCUGAUCAUGAACAACAAGCAGCCUCAGCCGCCGCCGCCUCCGCCACCAGCAGCCGCGCAGCCGCCACCCGGGGCACCGCGGGCCGGCGGGGGUCUUCUGCCCGGCGGCAAAGCCCGAGAGUUCAAUCGCAACCAGCGCAAAGACUCGGAGGGCUAUUCCGAGUCCCCAGACCUGGAGUUCGAGUACGCCGACACGGACAAGUGGGCCGCAGAGCUCUCGGAGCUUUACAGCUACACGGAAGGGCCCGAGUUCCUGAUGAACCGGAAGUGCUUUGAGGAGGACUUCCGGACCCACGUGACAGACAAGAAGUGGACCGAGCUGGACACCAACCAGCACCGCACCCAUGCCAUGAGGCUCCUGGAUGGCCUGGAAGUCACCGCCAGGGAGAAGAGACUCAAGGUGGCCCGGGCCAUUCUCUACGUUGCCCAAGGCACCUUCGGGGAGUGCGGCUCCGAGGCAGAAGUGCAGACCUGGAUGCGCUACAACGUCUUCCUGCUGCUGGAGGUGGGCACGUUCCAUGCGCUGGUGGAGCUUCUGAACAUGGAGAUAGACAACAGCGCCGCGUGCAGCAGUGCGGUGAGGAAGCCGGCCAUCUCCCUGGCUGACAGCACGGACCUGAGGGUCCUGCUCAACAUCAUGUACCUGAUUGUGGAGACCGUUCACCAGGAGUGCGAGGGGGACACGGCUGAGUGGAAGGCGAUGCGGCAGACCUUCAGGGCUGAGCUGGGUUCCCCGCUGUACAACCACGAGCCGUUCGCCAUCAUGCUCUUUGGGAUGGUGACCAAAUUUUGCAGUGGCCACGCCCCUCACUUCCCCAUGAAGAAGGUUCUCUUGCUGCUUUGGAAGACAGUGCUGUGCACGCUGGGUGGCUUCGAGGAGCUGCAGAGCAUGAAGGCGGAGAAGCGCACGCUGCUGGGCCUGCCCCCGCUGCCGGAGGACAGCAUCAAAGUGAUCCGCAACAUGAGGGCCGCCUCUCCGCCGGCCUCUGCCUCCGACCUGAUCGAGCAGCAGCAGAAGCGGGGUCGGCGGGAGCACAAGGCCCUGAUAAAGCAGGACAACUUGGAUGCCUUCAACGAGCGGGACCCCUACAAGGCCGACGACUCCCGAGAAGAGGAGGAGGAGAAUGACGAUGACAACAGUCUGGAAGGGGAGACGUUCCCCCUUGAGCGCGACGAGGUGAUGCCUCCCCCGCUCCAGCACCCCCAGACCGACAGGCUCACCUGCCCGAAGGGGCUUCCAUGGGCGCCCAAGGUCAGAGAGAAGGACAUCGAGAUGUUCCUCGAGUGCAGCCGCAGCAAGUUCAUCGGCUACACUCUGGGCAGCGACACGAGCACGGUGGUGGGGCUGCCCAGGCCAAUCCACGAAAGCAUCCGGACUCUGAAACAGCACAAGUACACGUCGAUCGCGGAGGUCCAGGCGCAGAUGGAGGAGGAGUACCUGCGCUCUCCUCUCUCGGGGGGAGAAGAGGAAGUCGAGCAAGUCCCCGCAGAAACCCUGUACCAAGGCCUGCUCCCCAGCCUGCCUCAGUACAUGAUCGCGCUGCUGAAGAUCCUGCUGGCCGCAGCUCCCACCUCAAAGGCCAAAACAGACUCGAUCAACAUCCUGGCGGACGUCCUGCCCGAGGAGAUGCCCACCACAGUGCUGCAGAGCAUGAAGCUGGGCGUGGACGUGAACCGCCACAAAGAGGUCAUUGUUAAGGCCAUCUCUGCUGUCCUGCUGCUGCUGCUGAAGCACUUUAAGCUGAACCACGUCUACCAGUUUGAAUACAUGGCCCAGCACCUGGUGUUCGCCAACUGCAUCCCUUUGAUUCUAAAGUUCUUCAAUCAAAACAUCAUGUCCUACAUCACUGCCAAGAACAGCAUCUCUGUCCUGGACUACCCCCACUGCGUGGUGCACGAGCUCCCGGAGCUGACUGCCGAGAGUCUGGAAGCAGGUGACAAUAACCAGUUUUGCUGGAGGAACCUCUUCUCCUGUAUCAAUCUUCUUCGGAUCUUGAACAAGCUGACCAAGUGGAAGCAUUCCAGGACGAUGAUGCUGGUGGUGUUCAAGUCCGCCCCCAUCCUGAAGCGGGCGCUGAAGGUGAAGCAGGCCAUGAUGCAGCUGUACGUGCUGAAGCUGCUCAAGGUGCAGACCAAGUACCUGGGGCGGCAGUGGCGCAAGAGCAACAUGAAGACCAUGUCUGCCAUCUACCAGAAGGUCCGGCACCGGCUGAACGACGACUGGGCCUAUGGCAACGAUCUGGACGCCCGGCCGUGGGACUUCCAGGCGGAGGAGUGUGCCCUCCGCGCCAACAUCGAACGCUUCAACGCCCGGCGCUACGACCGGGCCCACAGCAACCCCGACUUCCUGCCUGUGGACAACUGCCUGCAGAGCGUCCUGGGCCAGCGGGUGGACCUCCCUGAGGAUUUCCAGAUGAACUACGACCUCUGGCUGGAAAGGGAGGUCUUCUCCAAGCCUAUCUCCUGGGAGGAGCUGCUGCAGUGAGCCUCCUGGUUAGGGGACUGAAGAGGAAAGAGGUGACGUCCAGGUGCCCAGGGCCCAGCGCUGGUCACUGCAGUGUGCCCGUCCGCCUCCAGGUGGCAGCACAGCCCCACCGCGCCCUCCCCUGACAGCAUUAGCCAGGCCUCUGGUUGAUGCCCAGCCUCCUGGGAGCAGCCGUCUCUGCUUGGCACCCUCUCUCUUCCCUCCCCCCACCCCCUCCCUCGGACAUGGUUGGUUACAGCUUAUUUCUCAUUCAGCCCAAGGCUGGGAAAAGCUGGGAUGGGCUGGGAACCCAUUACAUCCAAAUUUCGGGGGUCAUGCCGACUAUUCUUGAGACGUGCAAAUCCUCGGCAGGUCAGCUUGCCAAGGAGGAGGGCUGAGGGUCAGGGCCAGGGAGUCGGAGUCCUGGUCCUGCCUUGGGGUUCGUGGUGCCGUCCCAGCCUCCCGCUGGCUGUCCCCCCGAAGCAGGAGCGGGGCUCCUGCGGCUCUCGGGCGCUCCGGUUCCGGACGGGGCUGGGGUGGGCAGAGGAGGUCCCCUCCCCAGUGGUGCCGCGUGUCCCCUGGUGUGCACGGCCCGUGAAUACCUGUGCGUGAGUCUGUGUGUGCGCGCUCGUGCCGUCUCGGGGUUUUUAACGUGUUUGUGUACUCUGUUUACAUUAAAAGGAAGCAAAAACAA